AUGUUGCUAAAUUAUAUGAGUAUCCUUUCUGUGUUUCUCCAAGUUUUGACAGUUCACAGUCAGCAGUGCCUUCAAGGAUGUAAAUGUUCGUCAAAAGUAACAAUAUGUGCAUUCACCCAAAUUAGUGGAAUUCCAACCAAUCUUCCGACAGCAAUUACAGCGUUGACAAUUUCAGGCAGUGUAUCUAGUCCAAAUUCAUUUGGGCAUCUCAGUCCAUCUGCGUUUUCAUUUUCAAGAAUGUCCCAUUUAAUAAUGAGGUAUUGUGGAAUUGAUGCAAUAGACGCUGGGGCAUUUAGAACAUUACCCGAAUUGAAAAGAUUGAAUUUAGAAUUCAACAGAAUUAAGACAUUUACACAGCAGUCGUUUCAAGGAUUAUCAAAGUUAACAUCACUCGAUCUGACCGGUAACAAAAACUGUGACAUUAGAUCAAAUGCUUUUAAUGGAUUGUCAACUUUAUUAGAUCUACGAUUAGGCGAAAUGGACUUGGAUAGACUUGAUUUAAAUUUGUUUAAAUCGCUGCAUAGUCUUGUUACCCUUGAUCUUCAUGGCAAUAAAUUUAAAACACUUGACUGGACUGUUAUAUCGUCGCUGACAAAUUUGAAGCAUGUCGAUCUUUCCGGAAAUCAAUUAACAACAAUUCCAUCUAAUGUGUCGUCACUAUUCACACAAAUAGUGACAAAGAAGGGGAGCAUACAUCUUGGAAAUAACCCUUGGAAAUGUAACUGGGAAAUCAAAUGGCUGAAAAACAUGUCAGUGUCCUUCAGUUCCGUGUUCAGUAUAGGAAACAUUAUUUGCGAUUCACCUGCAAAUCUUCAAUACAUUUCAUUAAUCAGUGUUCCUGAUCCUAAACUAGAACCUAUACUUCCAAAGAUUUUAUAUUGUGACAAAACAACAGUAACAGUGAAUGAAGAAUGA
Molecule: messenger RNA, 915 nt
Organism: Mytilus trossulus (common blue mussel)
Lineage: Eukaryota; Metazoa; Mollusca; Bivalvia; Mytilida; Mytilidae
Product: leucine-rich repeat-containing protein 15-like
Exons: 2
Coding region: 1-915 (304 amino acids)
Cellular component (GO): extracellular matrix
Molecular function (GO): protein binding
Source: RefSeq, a predicted model, not a curated record